AUUAGCGGACUUUGGCAUUGCAGCCUGCUCUCCUCCGCGGUGACUCGACUGUGAGACACGCAACAGUGCUGCCAUUCGGACAAGAUGUAAAAGCUGGUGUGAGCUUUUAGAGGUCAAGGAUGUCUCUGCUGAAGACUGGACUGUCCCGUCACUCGCAGCUCACUGUCCUCACUGUCUUCAGUGUCUUGGUUCUACAUCACUCUGCUGUCUUUCUCCUUCUGACACACUCCUGUGCAGGUCAGUCUCAGCUGAUUGGUCCAGAUCAGCCAAUACUGUCAAUACUCGGUGAUGACAUCAUCUUGCCGUGCCAACUGGACCCUGUCUUGGACGCUACGGGCAUGACAGUGGAGUGGGCGAGACCCGACCUGAACCCCAGAUUUGUGUAUCUGUGGCGUGACGGUUAUGAACUUCUGGUUGAUCAAAAUCCAACAUAUGAAGGACGAGCAUCGCUGUUCAGGGACAAACUAGAGCUCGGAGACGUUUCACUGAAACUCAGUGGAGUGAAAAUCUCUGAUGAGGGAAGAUACAGAUGCUUCAUUCCUUUACUCGGUAUAGAAACUACAGCUGAGCUUGUUGUUGGUGCUGCCUCCUCUCCUGUCGUCAUUGUGACCAAAAGCAGCAGUGGAGUGGUUUUAGAGUGUGAAAGUAAAGGCUGGUACCCAGAGCCUGAGCUGUUUUGGCUGGACGCUGAGGGAAAGCUCCUCUCUGCUGGAGCUCCAGAGACAGUCAGAGGUCCUGAUGGCCUCUAUACUGUCAGCAGCAGAGUGACUGUGGAGAAGAGCCACAGCAACAGCUUCACCUGCAGGGUUCAGCAGAGCAAAAUACAGCAAACCAGGGAGACACAGAUUCACAUUCCAGAUGAUUUCUUCAUGGUCACGUCUGGUUCUUCUGUUCCUAUCUUCAUCAUCUUGGCUGUUGGCUUCCUGUUUGUAGCUGCAGCUGUCUGUCUUGUGUGUAAAUGGAAACGUGACAAAAUCAAGACCAAAAUAUGCGAUGAGGAAGAAGGAGCAGAGAAGACCAAAUUUAUAAAUAACUAUACAGAAAAUCAUGCUGUGAUAGAAGGAGAAGGAGACGGAGAGCUGGGCAAAACCGAUUACCUUCCCUUGGCAGGUGAGGAGAAAUCGGGUGAAGAUUCAGAUAAUGACAGCUUUAAGAGUGCAAGCUCGCAUUUCCAGGGAGAAGGACAAGAGACAGACGCUGAUUCUCAGACCAAAGCAGAAGUGGGAAGAGACCAAGAGCAACACAUGAGAGACAGACAGCAGAGGGAACUGGACAGGAAAGAGGCAGAGUUGGAACAGCCGCAGAAGACAACACAGCAGAGAGAAGAGAGUGAAGGUACUCCAGUGAUGGAAACGAAGACGGAAGACAACAACGAGAAGGCUGAAAAUAAUGUUGACUUGGAAAAGACAGAAAAACAGAGGGAUGAGAAACUUCAGUCAGUCAGUGGAGAAGAAACAUGGAAGGAAACAGAGAAAACUGACCUCAAAACACAACAAGAAGCAGCAGGAAGUGGAAACCAAGAGCUCCAACAGGCGACGGGGCUUCAGGUGGAUUCAAGUAAGACAGAAACAGAAAAUCAGGAAAACCUGCAGGACAGAGAUCAGGACGCUGAGAGAAGAGCUGAAACGAAUGAAACAGACAUGACAGGUGAGGACCAGGGAGGAUGGGAAAAUGAUGCAAACUGUGUAACUGAUGAGACAGAAGUAGUUCAUGGGAGAAAGACCAGUAAUGGGACAGCAGAGAGAACUGGAGAACCAGAGAGAUCAACCUAACCUGACAGGAAACACACGUGAACAAGAGGAAACUUCAGUCAAAGACAGAGAGUCAGAAACGACUGAGUUUUGAGAAACAAGAAGGAGCUGCAGGAGAAAACCAAGAGGAGACGGAGGUUUAGCUAAAUGAACACAAGUCCUGCCAAGUCGGGAGGAAAUCACAGAGCAGCUGGAGAAAUCCCACACGGAUCUGAAGAAGCAAGAAACAGAGAGUCGGAGACUCAGUGAGAGCUACGGCAGAAACCGGGCUGUUUAGGGAAGAGAUGAAACCAAUGAAAACAAAAGAAAUGUAAAAGAAUCAAGCAAAGAAAGGGGGUAUUCACAAAGAAAUAAAGACCCAUCAACGGUAACACAUUUUUUUUAUUUUUCACAAAUUGAAUUUCUACAGUUCAUAAUCAUAACUUGAGUCUUAUUUCUCCACUAUGAAAGCACUACGAAAAGCCAUUUGACUCAGCAUUGAUCAAUUUAUUAAUCUUUGUUGACAUCCUGCUUUUAAAGUGACUAUAACAUACAAGAGAAAAUGACUUGAGCAUGUUGACCGUGCAACCUAAUGUUUAAAUUUCAGCUCGGCUGUCUCAGUGUUUCAGUUCU
This is a messenger RNA of Myripristis murdjan (pinecone soldierfish), 2363 nucleotides long. RefSeq names its product butyrophilin subfamily 3 member A2-like. Gene Ontology annotation, biological process: regulation of cytokine production; T cell receptor signaling pathway. The transcript has 6 exons. Gene Ontology annotation, molecular function: signaling receptor binding. The record is from RefSeq and is a predicted model, not a curated record. Lineage: Eukaryota; Metazoa; Chordata; Actinopteri; Holocentriformes; Holocentridae. Gene Ontology annotation, cellular component: external side of plasma membrane. The coding region runs from base 120 to 1772 and encodes 550 amino acids.